GAGCUCCGGCUGUCCCUGUAAUGACUGCUGAGGCGCCGGGAGGAGAGACCGGGCUGUGACUGCGGAGGCAUACGUAUGACUGGCGCUUUACUUCAGUGUUCUGUGCAUGCCCCCCUCUGCUGAAGGUACUAAAUGCCUUAACUUCAUGUUUCUUCUUGCACAGACGAUACGCCCAGUAAAUCAACAAGAUGGAGGCUCCCUGCCCGCUGUCUGCCAAAUUUGAAGGGACGUUUGCAUACUACACAGUGAAAGACAGACUAACGCAGAUUCUAACAAAAGUGAUAGACACUGUACAUCGGAAUAAAAAUACGUUCUUUGAAGCUCAUGGGGACGAAGGAAUGGAGGCAGAGAAAAAGGCUUUGUCUUUCUUUUCCAAACUGCGGAACGAAUUGCAAACCGACAAGCCCAUCCUGCCGCUGAACGACGAGAAGCCGGACACACAGAUCUGGAAUCAGUACCUGGACUACCAGAAAACGCUACUGAGCAAUGGUGAAGAGCCCAGCUGGUUCCGGUCCCCUUGGCUAUACGUGGAAUGUUACAUGUAUCGCAGAAUUCAAGAAGGGAUGUUGCUGAGCCCUCCAAUAUCUGAAUUUGACGUCUUUAGGGAUGUGAAGAAUGAAAGUUUCUUUCAGUCCCAGCAGGCGAUGUUGGCUCUUUGCAUUCAUCUUCAGGAGCUUAAAGGGAAGAUUAAUAGUCUUAGUAAUGAUGAGGUCCGGGAUGAGAUCAACAAGCUGCUGCAGGUGUCUCUAUGGGGAAACAAGUGUGACCUUUCAAUAUCCGGGGGUCAAGACAACUCCCAGAAGACCAGCGUACUGUCUUCGCUUGAGGACUUCAAAGCAUUUAUACUGGUGGAUGAUAUGGAUUCUCUCUGGAACAUCCUCUCAAGGAACAGAGAUGGGAACACCGAGUCAAGAACAAGGGUUGACAUAGUCCUAGAUAAUGCUGGGUUUGAGUUAGUCACUGAUUUUGUCUUGGCGGAUGCCAUACUGUCUUUGAACCUGGCCACGGAAGUUCAUUUUCACGGGAAGGUCAUGCCAUGGUAUGUCUCAGAUACCACAAAGCGCGAUUUUGACUGGACAAUUCAGCAGUGUCUAGCCAUCAACAACAAGUGGAUGUCAAAGUGCGGACAGACCUGGAAGGAAAACCUAAAGAAGGGACGCUGGGUCUACCAUGAACAUCUUUUCUGGACCCUGCCCCAUGAGUUCUGCACCAUGGCUGAAGUGGCUCCCGAUUUAUACACCGAGCUGCAAAAAUCUGACUUAGUCUUCUUUAAAGGAGACUUGAACUACAGAAAACUUACUGGAGAUCGGAAGUGGGACUUCACUGUGCCCUUCUCUCAGGCACUCCGAUCCUUUCACCCUGCUCCAUUGUGCAGUGUUAGAACCCUGAAGGCCGAUGUGCAGGUGGGGUUGCAAGCAGGGGUCGGAGAACGACUCUCAGCAACGGAGACAGACUGGAUGAUAUCUGGCAAAUAUGGCAUCAUCCAGUUUAGUCCUGCAGUUUGAUGCAGUUUUCUUUCUCUAGUCCCUCCUAUGCUUCAGUUAGCGUGGCAUGCUGCAUAUGUCUGUUAAAGCUUUAGUAACUGAACGUCGUUGAGCUUCAGUUUACAGCAGUCUCGCUUGUCAUUCCGACAGAUGAAAAUUAAAUUGGACUUGUGCUCUUAAUGUAAUAGCUACACAUGAGCUAUAGCUUUAAAACCGUCUGCCUAAUAUCGUGUAGGUCCGUCUUGUGCUCCUAAAACAUCUCAGAUCCGUGUGGCGCCAGCAGCAGAUCCCGUUAUGAAGUGGAACCUCCAUGGAUUGGAGACGCAUCAAUGAGCCUUUGACCCUGUCACCAGUUCACCGAUUGU
Molecule: messenger RNA, 1849 nt
Organism: Bufo gargarizans (Asiatic toad)
Lineage: Eukaryota; Metazoa; Chordata; Amphibia; Anura; Bufonidae
Product: damage-control phosphatase ARMT1-like
Exons: 6
Coding region: 189-1505 (438 amino acids)
Biological process (GO): DNA damage response
Cellular component (GO): nucleus; cytoplasm
Molecular function (GO): phosphatase activity
Source: RefSeq, a predicted model, not a curated record